UCUCCUUCCGGACUCUCCUGCCCUGUGGCGUAGGUCCGGCAUUGACGUCCGACCCCACCUCCUGCGCGCUGGCCCGGAGAGAGGCCGGAGCCGGGCCUGGAGACGUGGCACAGCCUGCAGGAGGCCGCCGCUCCUGGAAUAGGAUGCGGUCGCUCAGGCUCUGGAGUUCACAGACCCGGACAGUAUCCCAUACCUGAAGCAAAAUGAUGGAAGAGAGUGGAAUAGAGACCACACCGCCUGGGACUCCUCUGAAUCCCGCAGCAGUGGCUGCCACUGCCGUGGCUUCACCCCCAGCUGCAGCCAGUUCUUUCUCUUCUCCAAAUGUGUCCGCCGUGGAGCCCUUGCCGCCUCGUGCGUAUUCUACCCCUCAGCCAUCCCACCCUCCUGGGCAGCCACCGGCUCUCGUCUCUCUCUCCGCCACUCCUCCCGUCCCUCCACUUGGUGCUUCUGUGCCCCCUCCGCUUCCUUCAGCUACCGCUGCGACCUCCAGUGACCCUCCUCCCUCCCACUUCCCGCCUGCACCCUGCGCCCCAGGUGCUCUUUUGUCUGCACCUCCUCCGGGUCCUCCCGUGUCAGGCUUCUCUGUUGGGGCAUCUUACGACAUUACACGAGGACACGCGGGAAGAGCACCCCAGACGCCACUGAUGCCAUCAUUUUCUGCACCUCCAGUGACAGGUGUUUUGCCAACCCCUCUUACUCAGCAAGCCAGUCUGAUGUCUGUGGUGCCAGGCGCUGGUACCACGUCAGCCAUUACUUUCCCAGAGGAGCAGGAAGACCCUAGGAUCAGAAGAGGUCAUGAUGAAGCAUCUGCUGGUGGAAUAUGGGGUUUUAUUAAGGGUGUGGCCGGGAAUCCUAUGGUGAAAUCUGUGCUUGAUAAGACAAAGCAUUCAGUAGAAAGCAUGAUUACAACGCUGGACCCUGGCAUGGCUCCUUAUAUCAAAUCUGGAGGUGAACUGGAUAUUGUAGUGACCUCAAAUAAAGAAGUAAAAGUGGCUGCUGUCCGAGAUGCCUUUCAGGAGGUCUUUGGCUUGGCUAUGGUUGUAGGGGAAGCUGGACAGUCCAAUAUUGCCCCACAACCCGUGGGCUAUGCAGCUGGAUUAAAAGGUGCCCAGGAACGCAUAGAUAGCUUGCGUCGAACUGGAGUAAUCCAUGAAAAACAGACUGCUGUGUCGGUAGAAAACUUCAUUGCAGAGUUGCUGCCUGACAAGUGGUUUGACAUUGGGUGUUUGGUAGUAGAAGAUCCUGUUCAUGGCAUUCGUCUAGAAACCUUUACCCAAGCCACACCGGUGCCUUUGGAGUUUGUACAGCAGGCUCAGAGUCUAACUCCCCAGGACUACAAUCUGCGGUGGUCAGGCCUUUUGGUAACAGUGGGCGAAGUCUUGGAAAAGAGUGUACUAAAUGUCAACCGGACUGACUGGCACGCAGCUUUUACUGGCAUGUCGCGUCGGCAGAUGAUCUACAGUGCGGCCAAAGCCAUCGCGGGCAUGUACCGGCAGCGCCUGCCACCCCGCACCAUGUGAGGGUGACUCUUCCCUUCCCACUGGCUGUUCAAGAAGGGAUCAUGCCUUCUUCAAUGAAUCUAAUGGUUUUUAUAAUUUUCCUGUAGACUGCCAUUUUUUUUCCCCCUAGAAAGGCAUGGUAUCAUUCCAA
Molecule: messenger RNA, 1650 nt
Organism: Fukomys damarensis (Damara mole-rat)
Lineage: Eukaryota; Metazoa; Chordata; Mammalia; Rodentia; Bathyergidae
Gene: Prrc1
Product: proline rich coiled-coil 1
Exons: 9
Coding region: 204-1520 (438 amino acids)
Biological process (GO): activation of protein kinase A activity
Cellular component (GO): cytoplasm
Molecular function (GO): protein kinase A regulatory subunit binding
Source: RefSeq, a predicted model, not a curated record